Molecule: messenger RNA, 3883 nt
Organism: Zonotrichia albicollis (white-throated sparrow)
Lineage: Eukaryota; Metazoa; Chordata; Aves; Passeriformes; Passerellidae
Source: RefSeq, a predicted model, not a curated record
CUCCCUGCUUCUAGCCUACAAAUUGGAAGGCAGAUUUGCUAUGUCGGUGGUGAUAAGAAGGAAGCUGCAGGAACGUUAAGUAAAGGGACUGUCAGCACUAAAUGAAGAUCUCCAGGGGCUCACCACUGAAGUUGAUCACUGUUUAUGCAAAUACUAUACCUGCAGUAUGACUGCACCUGGAUCCAUUCAGCUCUCUUCAAAGGACUUACAAGAGGCAGAAAUUAUGGAGAAAUGGAGGAAUAUGUUCCCAUGAGGGGAACCCAGCCAUGGGCACAUCAGUGAAGCAAAAUUUCUGCCAUCUUCUUUAGGUGAAGUCGGUCAUUCCCAGGACAGCUGAGAUGCCUGAGACAGCCUAGAUGCCCCCAAAGCAUUAAAUUGUGAGACUCAAGUGGUACAUCCUCCCUCUGAUCACCACAGUUAAAGCACCAUGACGGAUGAAAGAGAAGCUGGUAUCUCAAAAGACUGGAAUAGCUUUUGCAGUUAAACCAGCUGGGACAAUUAGCAAUGCUGAAUUGAGAGAAAGCAUGGAUAAGAGGGAUGUGACAGAUUCAUAUUACCUGCUCCUCAUGUCCGCCAUGGAGAAGUCUUGUGGAAUGGAAGAAUCAGUGAUGUGGUAAUGGGUGGACCAUUCAGCUGCUCCUUGACAGCUGCUCCUGCAUUUUCACCUAUGAAGCUACUAACAAGAAGAAAACUGAUAAAGUUCCAGGAAAUUUGUCUCAUGAGGGUUAGACAUGCUGCCAUCUGCAAUACAGACAUUUCUAUCAGAGAAUAUGGCCAGGAAAACGUACUGUGUUCCCAUGGUUACUUUGGCUAACAUCCAAAGCCAAUCCCUGUCUCCUGCACCACCUAUGCAAACCUCAGGCUGAGAUGGAAGCUGAAAAGAUACUUGGAUCACAGGAGAGGGCUGGAGGCUUCUGAAGUCAUCACCAUAUUCCCUUUCAAAUGGCUGCAGCAGCAGACUGAGAUACCAUAACCUUAAGAAUGCAGUCAGUUUAUCAAAGAGCUGGCCCUUGUUCCUCCUGUUUGAAGAGACAACUAAAUGGCUUCCUGGGAUUAAUUAAAUGGCAGAGAAGACUGGUUCCUGCUUGUGUGAGAACCAUUUACAGUGAGACGGGCAAAUGGGAAAAAAACUAUGGGUUGGAGACAAGGAAACGAGUUGAGAAUUGGUGGUUCCCAAGAAUAAAGGAACAGUUCUGCAGAAUUUCAGAAACUGAUAAAUCAAGACCAAAAUUUUAUGUGCUUUCUAUGUUCCCAUAUCCUUCUGGGAAGCUUCACAUGGGCCAUGUUCGUGUCUACACCAUCAGUGAUGCAGUAGCUCGGUUCCAGAAAAUGAGAGGGAUGCAGGUGAUAAAUCCAAUGGGAUGGGAUGCAUUUGGUUUACCAGCAGAAAAUGCUGCAAUUGAACAUGGACUUCACCCUGCAAGCUGGACACAAAGUAACAUUCAACACAUGAGGAAACAGUUUGAUGCACUAGGUCUGUCUUUUACAUGGGAAAGGGAGGUAACCACUUGCUUACCAGAGUACUACAAAUGGACACAAUAUCUCUUUCUUAAGCUUUUUGAAGCUGGGAUAGUGUAUCAAAAAGAGGCCUUGGUUAACUGGGAUCCAGUGGAUCAGACUGUUCUAGCUAAUGAGCAGGUGGAUGACAAUGGUUGCUCUUGGCGUUCAGGGGCAAAAGUGGAGCAGAAAUACCUCAAACAGUGGUUUAUCAAGACAACAGCUUAUGCAAAGGCCAUGUUUGAUGCUUUAUCUGAUCUCCCUGAGUGGUAUGGCAUUAAAGAAAUGCAAGCAAAUUGGAUAGGUGACUGUGUUGGGUGCUCCCUUGACUUCUUGCUAAAGGUUAAUGGCCAAGUAACAGAAGAGAAGCUAGCAGCUUACACCUAUACACCUGAAGCCAUUUAUGGAGCUUCCCAUUUAUAUAUCUUACCAACUCACAGACUGCUGCAUGGGAACAGCAGUCUCAAGGAAGUCUUUCAGAGGGAGUUCAUCCCAGGGAAAGACUCACUGACUUCAGUGACAGCUGUGAAUUUGCUUACCAAUCAGGAGAUUCCUAUAGUCAUCUCAGCAAAAACCAAUUUUGAUAACUAUCUUGAUACUAAAAUAGGAAUUCCUAGUACUAGUGCAGAAGAUGCUGCAGUAGCUAAGAAUUUGGGCAUUUCUUUCACUGAAGUCAUUGAGGCAUUGCCAAAUGGUUUGGAGAAGGUCAUUAAUUCUGCAGAGAUCACCGGCAUGACUCGGCAGGAGGCUUUAAAAGCUAUUACUCAGCAGGCCAAAAAGAAAAGGAUAGGUGGAGACCUAACAAGUGACAAAUUGAGAGACUGGUUAAUAUCUCGGCAGCGCUACUGGGGAACUCCCAUCCCAAUCAUUCACUGCCCGGCGUGCGGCGCUGUCCCCGUGCCUUACGAGCACUUACCUGUGCUGCUGCCCAAUGUCACCACCUUCACAGGAAAGGGGGCCUCACCUUUGGAGAGUGCCCCAGAGUGGGUGAACUGUUCCUGUCCAAGGUGCAAGGCAGCAGCACGGCGAGAAGUCGAUACCAUGGAUACCUUUGUCGAUUCUGCCUGGUACUACCUGAGGUACACUGACCCUCACAACAGUGACAGGCCCUUUAAUAGUGACUUAGCAGACUACUGGAUGCCUGUGGAUUUGUACAUCGGAGGAAAGGAGCAUGCAGUUAUGCACUUAUUCUAUGCAAGGUUCUUCAGCCAUUUUUGCCAUGAUCUAAAGAUGACUAAACACAAGGAGCCUUUCCAUAAGCUCUUGGUUCAAGGACUUAUCAAGAAUCAGACAUUCAGACUAACAACAACAGGCCAGUGUUUGAAGAGAGAGGAGGUUGAUCUCACUGGAAGUGAACCAGUCCACCUAAAAACUGGUGAGAAGCUCCAAGUUGCUUGGGAAAAAAUGAGCAAAUCCAAGUACAAUGGAAUAGACCCUGAGGAAAUAGUGAAAGAGUAUGGCAUCGACACCCUGCGCCUUUACAUCUUGUUUGCUGCUCCUCCAGAACAAGACAUUUUGUGGGAUGCUAAAACUGAUGCCAUGCCCGGCGUUCAGAGAUGGCAGACACGCCUCUGGGCACUUGUAACCAAACUUAUUGAAGCAAGGACUUCAGGAACCAUGCCCAAUCCUGAGCUUCUGAAUAAGAAAGAGAAGGCUGAAGCCAGAAAGAUCUGGGAGCAGAAGAAUCUGGUGAUUUCUGAGGUAACCGAGUACUUCACAAAGGAUCAUUUGUUCAAUGCAGCUAUUUCCCGAUUGAUGAGCCUCACAAAUGUACUCCAUCAAGCUCCUCGGCCUCUUGUUCUCCACAGCAGAGAAUUUGAAGAUGCUUUGGCUUCCCUCUGCAUUAUGGUUGCACCUAUGGCUCCUCACAUUGCAUCAGAGAUGUGGAAAGGUUUGGCACAUGUGCAGAAUAAACUUUGUACUCAUCAUCACUGGGACGUUGAUGUUCUGCAUCAGUCCUGGCCCAAAGUAGACCCAGCUUACCUUCAGCCAUCAGAUGUUGUGGAGAUGUCUGUACUGAUUAAUAACAAAGCUUGUGGCAAAGUUUCUGUGCCUCAGCAAGCAGCCCGCAAUUUUGAAGAAGUCCAGGAGCUCGUUCUUCAGAGUGAGCUUGGAGCCAAGCACCUGCAGGGACGAGCCAUUAAAAAGGCCUUUCUGUCUCCCAGAACUGCCCUUAUCAACUUCUUGGUGCAAGAAUAGUAAAGGCUCUGCUGGGCUGCAGAAGGGAUCUGGAAUCUUCUGAGGUGGAGACCAAAAAAAGAAGUUAUGGUUAUUUCACUUCAUGUAAAGGUGGGAAGAAAAUCUUGUUAAAAUCAGGUUGCUGAUAAAUCUUCCUUUCAAUGUGAAGAAAUAUGCAGAAUUAAAAAUUAUUAUUAAGUCAUGGUAA